Molecule: messenger RNA, 6764 nt
Organism: Corvus hawaiiensis (hawaiian crow)
Lineage: Eukaryota; Metazoa; Chordata; Aves; Passeriformes; Corvidae
Gene: FLVCR1
Product: FLVCR heme transporter 1
Exons: 10
Coding region: 87-1661 (524 amino acids)
Biological process (GO): heme export; erythrocyte differentiation; transmembrane transport
Cellular component (GO): mitochondrion; membrane
Molecular function (GO): heme binding; heme transmembrane transporter activity
Source: RefSeq, a predicted model, not a curated record
GGAGCCACAGCCAGGUGACCUUGCCAGGCAGAGCCGGGCUGCGCCUGCCGCCGUCAGCGAGGAAGCUGGGUGGGGAGACGGCCGAGAUGGUGGAGGACGGCGGCGAGGAGGAGGCGGAGGGGGAGAGCGGGGAGAUGCCGGCGGCCGCGGCCCCGCUGCAGCGCUGCAAUGGCUUCCUGCCCGGCAAGGAGGCGGCGGGCGGCGGGCGGGCGGCCCCGGCGGGCGGCGGGCAGCAGCCGGCCCCGGCGGCCCCGGAGGCCGAGGCGAUGCUGGCGGCGGGCGGCGGGCGGCCGGAGGCGCGGCUGGAGACGCGGCUGUCGCGGCGGCGGCUGGCGGUGCUGGCCGUCUUCAGCUGCUACUCGCUGGUGAACGCCUUCCAGUGGAUCCAGUACAGCAUCCUCAGCAACGUGUUCGCCAGCUUCUACGGCGUCUCCUUCACGGAGAUCGACUGGCUGUCCAUGGUGUACAUGGUGGCCUACGUGCCGCUGAUCCUGCCGGCCACCUGGCUGCUGGACGCCCGCGGGCUGCGCCUCACGGCGCUGCUGGGCGCGGGGCUCAACGCGCUGGGCGCCUGGCUCAAGUGCGGCAGCCUGGCCCCCCAGCGCUACCCGCUCACGCUGGCCGCACAGGCCGUCUGCGCCGUCGCCCAGGUCUUCAUCCUGGGGCUGCCCUCCCGCAUCGCCUCCGUCUGGUUCGGCCCCACCGAGGUCUCCACCGCCUGCGCCGUGGCUGUGCUGGGCAACCAGCUUGGUACUGCAAUUGGCUUUUUGUUGCCACCUGUUUUGGUUCCAAAUACACCGAAUGACAUUGAUCUUAUGGCACAUAACAUCGGCAUCAUGUUCUAUGGAACAGCGAUAGUGUCCACUCUUUUGUUCUUCUUAACAGGCGUUGUGUUUGAAGAAAAGCCCAAAUACCCUCCUAGUCACUCUCAAGCAGUCCUGCAAACGAAACCUCCUGAGGAUUACUCCUACAAGCAGUCCAUUAUUAACUUGUUCAAAAAUAUUCCAUUUAUACUUUUGCUGGUCAGUUAUGGCAUUAUGACUGGGGCAUUUUAUUCUGUCUCCACAUUAUUAAACCAGAUGAUAGUAACUCAUUAUGCGGGAGAAGAAGUGAACGCUGGGAGAAUUGGCUUGACACUGGUGGUGGCAGGAAUGGUGGGUUCGAUUAUUUGUGGUUUGUGGCUGGAUUACACUAAAACAUACAAGCAAACGACUUUGAUUGUUUACAUUCUCUCUUUCAUUGGGUUGCUGGUAUUUACCUUCACCCUGGACCUCGGAUACCUUAUAGUAGUGUUUGUGACUGGAGGAGUACUUGGGUUCUUCAUGACUGGCUAUCUUCCACUUGGGUUUGAAUUUGCUGUGGAAAUUACAUAUCCAGAGUCUGAAGGCACUUCCUCAGGUCUCCUUAAUGCAUCAGCACAGAUAUUUGGAAUUGUCUUUACACUUGUUCAAGGAAAGCUCACAACAGACUACAGUCCUCGUGCAGGAAACAUCUUUCUUUGUGCUUGGAUUUUUGUGGGCAUAAUUUUAACAGCCUUAAUAAAAUCAGAUUUGCGAAGACACAAUGUGAAUUCAGGGAUUAUGAACUUGGACGUUAAAGCUGUACCAGUUGACAGUCCUGUAGAACCUGAAAGCACAUUAAAGAUUCAGUCAGCUUUAUAAAGCUGAAGGAAGGUGACUUAGAAACGCACAAGUUUGGUUAGAUAUGGAACAGUAGGAAUUAGUGUAACCACUGGAUUUGUGUGUAUGAGUAGUAAAAUGUGUGUGUUGAUAUUGGUGGUAGUUGUGUGUUGGAAGCUAUGAAGAUGCUCAGUUCAUUUUGUCCAAGAUGCAAACAAUUCACCUUUGUAUGGAAUAUUUAUUUUAACAGUAUUCAAGUUUUGCAGUUGCAUUAGUAAAGAACUGUGUGAACUCUCUCCACAGUAGAGAGACAUGUACAUUCAGGAUACAUACUUGAAAAAAAAUCAGGAAUCCUGAAGUACAGUUGUCAUGAUCAGAAGUAUCUAAUCUUUUUUUCUUGUUCAGUCUUGCUGGUGCAUUUGAAAAAUCAAGGAGUAGAGAGCUGUACAGCAGGAGGAUGUUCACGAGUUCCUUUUCUUAUUUUAAAUGUGUCUGUAUUUUAAUAUAAGCCAAUGAAACCUUCUGGGAAAGUGAUAGCACAAUACUGAAAACAAGAGAUGACGUGUGUGUUUCAUACUGGCAUCUGACAUUUCUUCUGCCUUGAAACUUCUUUAUAGAUAUCAGAAGGCAGAUAAGAGAAAACACUGUUCUAUAGCUUCAUUGUAGCAUUUCUGGGGAGAUUUAAAAAGUUUCUCACUAGAUAAAUUGGAGAAAAAAUACUUCUUACUAAAUACAGUAAAAAGGAGGACAAAGGCCUUUGAUAUCUCUAUUGUGAAGUAUUUAUAAGCAACAGAACACUACCACACAACUUUCCUCCAUGGAAUAUUUUGAGUGCUUUCUCAGUUAAAGAGAGAGGAGUACGUGUUUACAAAGAGCCGGUGCCUUUACUUUGUAAAGAAGAUCCCUGCCUCAUCUUGAGUUUAAUCAGUGCUGCUGAAGAAAUUCCAUUUUGUGUGUUAAACCUUCUCUGAAUAUUUGUGGAGUAUCAGAAAAUGUGUUCUGUCCUUUUAUGAAUUGUAUCACUUGUCUCAUGUGACAUUCCUGUGCUUGUGUAACUUAAAUCAUGUCUUUUGCAGUUUGUUAAAAGCUGUAAGGAUGACUGAAAGGAAAAUAGUGAUAUUUUCAGUUCUCUGAUCAAAUAUUUUCUUUUGUGCCAUCUCAGCUGCAAAAUGGUCAGACUUCAUUAACAGUAACUUUUUGUUACUUAAUUUAUCUGUAUUUGGGAUGGGGGUUUCUCACUGUAGUGCUUUUGAAAAUGUUCUCCUUUACCUUGUGCUCUAUCUACACACCCACAGAACUGAUAGUACUACAAUAAUAGUAUUGCUGGGAAAGUCAGACCAGGGUUAGUGGGCUUUUUGCAAACAUUUAAUUGUUAUCUCAGUAAGCUGAGCCUGCAAGUUCAGUGCCAUCAGUGAUGCUAUGUCUUUGAGUUCCCACAGAUGCAGUGCCAUCCAGAAGGUGGAAUCCUGCCAAAGUAUUCUGCAGAUGGUUACAGUUGGGUAUGGGGAAUUAUUUAACUCUGUGCUGGUUUCAGCUGUGCUGCAGCUAAUUUUCUUCACAGUGGCUGAUAUGGGGCUGUGGUUUGGAUUUGUGCUGAACACAGGGUUGAUAAUACAGAGAUGUUUUUGUUGCUGCUGAGCUGGGCUUACAUAGAGCCAAGGCCCUUUCUGCUUUUCAUACAUCCGAAAAAGCAAGGAAGUUGGGAGUGCAGUGGAGGUUGGAAGAGACACAGCCAGGCCAGGUGACCCCAACUGACCAAAGGGAUAUUCCAGACCCUAUGAUAUCAUGUUCAGUAUAUACAGUGGGGGGCAGAAGGAGGAAGGGAAGGAUGUUUGGAGUGAUGGUGUUUUCUUCCCAAGUAGUCAUUGCACUUGAUGGCCCCCUGCUCUCCUGGGGAUGGCUGAGCACCUGCCUGCCCGUGGGAAGCUCUGAAUUAAUUCCUUGUUUUUCUUUCUUGUAUGUGUGGCUUCUGCUUUCCCUAUUAAGCUGUCUUUAUCUCAACCCAUGAGUUUUCCAGCUUUUACCCUUCUGAUUCCCUCCCCAAUCCCACUGGUGGGGAAGGGAGCGAGCAAACGGCUGCUGGGGCUUGGUGGGUGGCUGGGAUUAAACAACAACAAACUCCAAGAUAGUCUCUAAGUACAAUGAAUAUCAUUAAAUGCUUUUCUUUUUCUUAUUUCACUGUAGACUCAGAGAAUCCUUUUGUAUAAAAAGGGCCCUGAAAACUUACCUUUCUAAGCUUAGCCUCUAAAUGUCAUGAUCUUGAUCUAAACAUUCUGUAUGAUAAACGCUUUAGACAAGGGAAGAGCUAUCAGAAUAAACCAAGCAUGCUUGGAACACUUGUCUUGCCAAAAAGGGUUCACGUGUCUUUGCCAGGUCCUGUGCUAGAGAGAAAAUGGCCAGGCCUUGCUGCUCCUGGAGAGCUGAGCUCUAGAAAAGUCCAGUGCUGAAGUAGCUGAAUAUAGUAAAAUUAACUCUUGGAUGUUCAACUGGCCGGCAAGGGUAGAGGAGUGGAAGUGGAGAUGCUUUCAUUAUGUCAGUCCUUUGCAUUUAAUGACUUGCUGUGAUAGAAGCUGCCCCAUCAAGGGAUGUACAUGUUUUCAAAGUUUCUGCCUUGUAAUGUAUGUAGGUGGCUUUUCCCUUUGGAAAAAUCAUAAUAAUGUGUGCCAAAAUAUAUAUAUGUUUUUCAGCAAGAUACAGCUUCAGAAAAUAUUUAUGUUCAUGGCCCGUGGUUGCUUUGACUUUUGGUGUUGCAAAAUCUUAACAAGAUAGUAUUCUUGCAGUUUUGGGGAAAUGAAAUGUCCAAUACAAAGUCUUUGGCAGUAUCCAGAAUGUUUCCUGACCUGUUCAGUAUACAAUGUUCAAAUUCAAAGAUUGAGUCUUUUUAUUUCUUUCUUAAAAUUUAUUUUUCAUUUCCUUUCUUCACUACUAGCUUCCAGUUUCUUUAGUUAUGUUCAGCUGAUUAUUGAAAAAAUAUUCUAGUUUUGGCUCCUUGUGUUUUUUAUCUUCUGCUAAAUUACUUGGCUACCUUCUGAAAAGGUCCAAACAAGAUUUUGGCAUUUUGAAAACCCUGCUGGGUCCCUGAAAAGAAAAUACUCCUAAUAGUGAGGGCUUAAUUACAUCUUGGAUUUAAUAUUCCCCUUCUAAAAGGAGCUUAAAAGUGGGAAACCUGGGAGCUAUUUUCAGUCAAUGAAAAAGUAUUUAAAUGAAAGGCUCAGCAGCAGAAUAAAGAGCAAAUCAGUAUUUUUAAAUGUGAUAAUCUUAUUAUCUGUCUGUCAAGAAAUUGAGUUUCUAGCUCAUGGCAGAAAUAAAUUUGGAGUAGUUGAGGCUUUGUGGUUUUGCUUUUCAUUUUUGGGUUUUUCAACAUCCAUUCAAUCAAACAUAGAAUCAUAGAAUGUUAAGAGGUUUGAAGGGACCUUAGAGAUCUUCUAGUCCCAACCCACCUGCCGUGGGCAGGGACAUCUCCCGCUAGACCAGGUUGGUCAAGGCUCUAUCCAACCUGGCCUUGAACAGCUCCAGGGUUGGGGUGUCCACAACCUGCCUGGGCAACCUGUCUUGUCAUCCUCACCGUAAAAAAUUUCUUCCUGAUAUCUAAAUUAAAUUUCCCCUGUUUCAGCUUGUACCCACUCCCUCUUGUCCUAUCACUGCUGUUCCUGACAAGGAGUCCAUCUCCUGCUUCCCUGUAGUCCCCCUUCAGAUACUGGAAGGUUGCUAUGAGUUCUCCAUGCAGCCUUCUCAGCCUGGAAAUUCCACAUGCAUCUAGAAUUGGAAAUAGGAUUUCUGACUCAGCCUUGACAUCCUGGCUCAGCCCUCCAGCAAGAGUAGAGUUGGGGGCUAAAAAUCCUGACUGUUUAAAGAGAUAAUUGUAUCAUGAAUGGAAUUACAGAUCAACUAGGAGAGGAUGGUGUAAGAAACCAAGUGAGGAGAGGCAUCCCAAUCCCAUGCAUCAGCUUUUGCUUUUCAACUUACUUUUUUUUUUAAGUGUUUCAAGGGAGCUCUAGAGGAUGCAAGAGAACCCACACAAUGGGGAGCAUGAUCAAGGGGGCAGCCCCCAAGUUCCCAGGAGCCCAGCAGGCUGUGCAAUUGAUAACUUUCAGUUACAAAAUUCAGAGAUCAGCCUUAAAAUUAACUCUUAUCUUUGUGUUUCUUCCCAGCCAUGUUAAACUUUUGGUAAUUUCAGUGGAAGAAACUUGGAGAACAUUGACCCAUUUUUAUUUAGGAUUCCUACCAUGGCCUUAAACCCCUCAUUUCUGUUGGCUGGGUGUGAAAAUAUCAGACCUGUAAGGCAUAGUCUGGAGUUGCUGGUAGAUAAGUCCCUCAGAAAAAGUAAUUGUAGAUGGGUGCUUGUCUUUAGUAACACAUUUCUGUUGCUAAAUGCCCAAGUUUUACGAGGAAGAAAGAACAAGGGAAGAAGUAGGAAGACUACAUAUGAAUCAUUACAGAUUAAUAGGGCUUUCCUCACUUCAGCCUCUUGGUCAUUUCUGUUGUUCAAGGCAGUCUGUUGUUUCAGAGACAAUCAGUGGAGUGUGUAAUUAGAGCUGCCAGCCCGUGUUGCCUGAUGCAAAAUGGUUUUUUGAGAAAUAUUUGGACUACCUUGUAUAUCUACAACCAAGUGAAAUUGGGUUAAGCUGUAAACAUGUAUUGUUUUCCUUUUCCAUUUUGUGAACUCAUUAGUUUUCCUGCGUGAAUGGGAAUGUGUGACCUUUACAGUUACUGUUUUUCAGUACAUGUAUGUACCUCCUUCCCAAGUGUUACAGGCUACUAAUGUUUCAUGGAGCACAAGCUGCCGUUGUACACAAUAAUAUGUGAUUGCCCCCAGCCCCACCAUUCGGUCUGAACUAUGUGAAGAGGGAGAAGUGAUGCUAAUGCAGGAACUAGAAUGAAUUAAGCAAAAAAUUUUCCUGAGAGAAAUGUAUUUUUGUGUAAGACCCAUUUUAUUUACUGCUCGUGUCUUUGUUCUACUCAUGAAGAUAACAAAUAUGUUUUGCUGUAAUAUUUUGGUUUUGUUAGUGUCCAGUUCUUUAUUUCAAGAGAAAAUUAAAAGUUCUUAACAAAUAUUCUCUGAUUGCAAUACUGUAUGUAUGUGUAUAUGUGGAUGGCAUCAUUCCUUAUCAUUAUAUGUUACUAAUAAAGUGUAUAAUGCCUAAA